Messenger RNA from Morus notabilis, 1722 nucleotides. Its product is annotated as UDP-glycosyltransferase 89B2. Lineage: Eukaryota; Viridiplantae; Streptophyta; Magnoliopsida; Rosales; Moraceae. Gene Ontology annotation, molecular function: UDP-glycosyltransferase activity. The transcript has a single exon. The record is from RefSeq and is a predicted model, not a curated record. Bases 133 to 1569 code for a protein of 478 amino acids.
UCACAUGUUAACCAGUACCAAUAUAUUUAUACUUUACUUUACUUAUAAAACAGUAUAACACCGGUGGUAAAAUCAUCAACUAUCAGUCUCACUCAAAAAAAAAAAAAAAAAAAAAACCAACCAGUGGCCACCAUGACUGGUACCCACAUUUUGGUCUUCCCAUUCCCUGCGCAGGGCCACAUGAUACCUCUCCUGGACUUCACCGAUCAGAUCAUCAGGUCCCACGACGCCGGCGAAAUCACCAUCACAAUCCUCGUCACCCCCAAAAACCUUCCUCUCCUCCACCAAAUCAUGUCCGUACACCCCUCCAUACAAACCCUAGUCUUGCCUUUCCCUUCCACUUCUUCCAUUCCCCUCGGCGCAGAGAACGCCAAGGACUUGACCAACCCCAUUUCCUUCCUCGCCAUGAUCCGGGCCCUCGGUGGGCUCCACGAUCCCCUGAUCAAGUGGUUCCGGUCCCACCCCUCGCCACCCGUCGCGAUCCUGUCGGACAUGUUCCUCGGGUGGACCCACCGCCUCGCCAAAGAUCUGGGCAUUCGCCGGAUCGUUUUCUCUCCGUCCGGUGCUCUGGCGCUCUCCGUCAUGAACUCGAUGUGGCGAGAAGUGCCUACAAGACGCGAUCCCAACGACCAAAACGAGGUCGUUUCGUUCGGCGAUGUUCCGAAUUGUCCGGAAUACCCUUGGUGGCAGCUUUCAGCAUUGUACCGGAGGUACGUCGGUGGAGACCCAGAUGGGGAAUUUCUCAGAGAUGGGUUCGUUGACAACUUGGCGAGCUGGGGACUCGUGGUCAACACGUUUGAUGAUCUGGAAGGAGUUUACUUGAAGCAUCUGAAGAAGGAAUUGGGCCAUAGUCGUGUUUGGGCUGUUGGGCCCGUGCAGCCCAUUGAGCAAUCUGAUCCCACCACAAGAGGUGGGUCCAGUUCAGUCUCUGUUGACAGCAUAAUAUCUUGGCUGGACAAGUGCGAUGACCACAAGGUUGUGUACGUUUGCUUUGGCAGUCAAGCCGUGUUGCGCAACGAUCAAAUGGAGGCCUUGGCUUUGGGUUUGGAGAGAAGUGGGGUCCGUUUUGUGUGGUCGAUCAAGGAGCCGACGGAAGCACACGUGGAGGGUGGCUACGGGAGGGUCCCACACGGGUUCGAAGAUCGUGUGGCGGGGAGGGGCCUAGUCAUAAAAGGGUGGGCCCCGCAGGUGUUGAUAUUGAGCCAUCGCGCCGUGGGCGCGUUCUUGACUCAUUGCGGGUGGAACUCGGUGUUUGAAUCAGUCACGAUGGGCGUGCCAAUGUUAACUUGGCCCUUGCGGGCCGACCAAUUCCUAAAUGCAACAUUGUUGGUUGUCCAAUUGAAGGUGGCGAUAAGAGUGUGGGAGGGGGUUCAAACUGUUCCUGAUUCGGUUGAUUUGGCUCGAGUUUUGGUGGAAUCAGUUAGAGAUGAUGACCAAGCUCUAAGGCAACGAGCUACACGGUUGAGUGAAGCGGCACUUGAGGCCACUGCAGAUGGUGGUAGUUCAGUCAAGGAUGUCGAGUCCUUAAUUGCCCAUUUGACUGCACUUGACACCACUGCUAAUAAGUAAAGUGCAAUUUUUUAGGAGAAAGGCAUAUGGCCGCCAUGAUUUAAUACAAGUUUGUUAUUUAUGUCUUUCUAAAUAUUUAAGUGACAUUCUGUUUUCUCUUUAUUUAUUAAAUAUUUUUAAAUAGAGUGGCAUAAUAUUUUUGAUUUUUUUCUC